This is a messenger RNA of Physeter macrocephalus (sperm whale), 4708 nucleotides long. RefSeq names its product short transient receptor potential channel 2-like. Gene Ontology annotation, cellular component: cation channel complex; plasma membrane. The record is from RefSeq and is a predicted model, not a curated record. Gene Ontology annotation, molecular function: inositol 1,4,5 trisphosphate binding; store-operated calcium channel activity. Gene Ontology annotation, biological process: calcium ion transmembrane transport; single fertilization; regulation of cytosolic calcium ion concentration. Lineage: Eukaryota; Metazoa; Chordata; Mammalia; Artiodactyla; Physeteridae.
ACAUGCCUUCUUAAGUUGGUGGGAGUCAUUUUCCGGAAACAGCGGCUUCUUGAGGCCCCAGAACGAAUUCACGGACUUCGGGAGGCGGAAGAGUGGCGCUUCGGGUCAGAAGGCGGAGGUCAGAGAGCAGAAUUGGCGGGAGAAUGGGUUUGUGGCCCAGGAUCUGAGGCAGCGGUGGCUCUUCGAGGUCCAUUAUCCCGGGCCUGUAUUCAACUCAAACUCUCGGCCAAAACAGAGGGGGCUAGCAAAGGCAGGCCAAAGAGAACACCAGCGACCCCAGGCCCGAAGCAGUGGUGUCCAGGAUAGCGGACAGUGCCCCAUUUGUGCAGGCUCCUUCAGCAUUGUGAUGCUUCCCCAGCAUGCUGCCACUUGUGGAGAGACCUCCCCACCUCCCCAGGCCUCUCCCUCCUCGUCACCAUCUUCAUCACCGUCUGUACUAUGGGUGUCCUCCCCUGAGAGCUCACCACCCUGGUGGUCUAGUGCCCUAUCUGCCGGUUGCCGUUCUCAGCAGGAGAAAUAGAAGAACAUGCCAGCAUGUGUGGGGAGGUCCUUCAGGCGUGAGCCAUGAAGUCCUGUGGUUUUGGCCCCUGCUGCCCUCUGUGACUGAAACUGGACAGUGGACCUCUUGACAGCUGAGAGGGGCUGAUGAGGCCAAGCCGCCCUCUCUCCUCCCCUCCACUCAUUCCCUUAGGACUCUGCCUGAGGUCACCUCUGGGCUCCCCACUCCCAGUUGUCAAGGCUUCUGUCACCAUGGCACCCUACUCUCCGAAGGACAGCUCCGUCUUUCUCUUCUUUGGAACUUCUGGGGUAGAAUUGGUGAUCUCUCGAGGGCUUUGGGACACAGUCCAGAACGUCUUCCCCUCAGUGAGUGGUGUGUAUCCUCGUGCCCAUUUUCCUGAGAGGGAAACAGGCCCAGUGAAAAGAAAAGCACUGCCCGACAGAUAAGAUCCUGUGGUGUCCUGGGAAGGUGAGAGUGAUUUUUGAGCAUGAGACUGACCUCCAGCGUCCCCUGAGCUGAACUCUCAGAAUCAUCUGGGGCUUCCCUCCCUAGGAUAAUCAGGUAACAGUGUUGCUGUGUGACUUUAAGGCAAGUUAUUUAUCUUGGGCCCAGAGUCAACCCUCAGUAACAGAGAAAAAAUCCCAUCCUCCUGUUCAGAGUUUUAUGGGGAUCAGAUGGGCUAAUGACUAAGGAAUGGGUCUCAGCUUGGCUGUGGAACCUUGGGCAAAUCCCAGUCUCCAUCAGUACAAUGGGCAGUUGGACCGGGGGUCACUAAGCUCCCUUCCACCUAUGUUUUUCUAAAUGGUAUUCCCACCUUCUUUGAGCAACCAUGUCCUCUCCCUUUUCCCAGAUUUCAUUGUGUGGCACUUAACACCAGUUCCCAUGGUCUCCAGGGUACAGGGCAGAGGGGGAGCAGCUGGUCCUGGCAGAGGGAGGGCACCAGGCGGGGUUUUGAAGGGGUAGGAAAGAGUAAGUUGGGCACAGUCAGGGGAGCAGACAGAGGAGCAGGAGAUCCAUCCUUCCAUCCCUGCCAGUGUAGGUGGGCACAGCCAUGGACCGCCUCAUGCCUCAGCCUAAACGGACCGAGAUCGUGAACAGAAAGCUGAAGUUCCCACCUCCGCUGCUGGGUGCCAUGGACCUGGUGUAGCAGCUGCUGGAGUUGCAGGUUGAGGCCACAAACGGCGGGCCAGGCGGGCCCCUGCAGAAUGUGGAGGAGGCUGAGGACUGCUCCUGGAGGGAGGCCCUCAAUCUGGCCAUCCGCCUGGGCCAUGAGGCAAUCACUGAUGUGCUGUUGGCCAGUGUCAAGUUCGACUUCCGGCAGAUCCACAAGGCCCUGCUGGUGGCUGUGGACACAAACCAGCCGGCAGUGGUGCGUCGCCUCCUGGCCUGGCUGGAAUGGGAGAAGGGCCACAAGGUGGACAGAAGGUCUUUCUCACUGGCCUUCUUUGACUCAUCAGUCGAUGGCCCCCGCUUUGCCCCUGGUGUCACACCCCUCGCCCUGGCCUGCCAGAAGGACCUGUAUGAGAUCGCCCAGCUGCUCAUGGACCAGGGCCACAGCAUCGCCCGGCCCCACCCCGUCUCCUGAGCCUGCCUCGAGUGCAGCAACACAUGCUGCUACGAUCUGCUCCAGUUCUCCCUGUCCCGCAUCAACACCUGCCGUGGCAUUGCCAGCUGCGCCCACCUCUCACUGGCCAGCGAGGACGCCAUGCUGGCUGCCUUCCAGCUCAGCUGCGAGCUCAGGCGCCUUGCCCACAAGGAGCCUGAGUUUAAGCCCGAGUACAUUGCCCUGGAGUCGCUGAGCCAGGACUACGGCUUUGAACUGCUGGGCAUGUGCCGGAACCAGAGCGAGGUCACUGCGGUGCUCGAUGACCUGGGAGAGGACAGCAAGACUGAGCCCAAGGCCGAGGGUCCGGACCAGGCCUUUGAGGAAAGCAUCCCCAACCUGGCGUGGCUGCGACUGGCCAUCACCUACAACCAGAAGUGGUUUGUAGCACCCCCCAUCUGCCAGCAGGUCCUGUCCUCCAUCUGGCGUGGGAACCUGGCUGGCUGGCAUGGGAGCACCACUAUCUGGAAGCUCUUUGUCUCCUUCCUCAUCUUCCUCACCACGCCCUUCCUCUGCCUUGGCCACUGGCUGGCACCGAAGUCCCGGCUGGGCCGCCUGACGAAGAUCCCCGUGCUGAAGUUCCUGCUGCACUCUGCCUCCUAUCUGUGGUUCCGCAUCUUCCUGCUGGGAGAGUCCCUGGUCAUGGAGACGCAGCUGAGUACCUUCCGAGGCCGCAGCCAGAGUAUCUGGGAGACUUCACUACACAUGGUUUGGGUUGCAGGCUUCCUGUGGUUUGAGUGUAAGGAAGUGUGGAUCGAGGGCCUGUGCAGUUACCUCUUGGACUGGUGGAACAUCCUGGACAUGGCCGUCUUGUCCCUGUACCUGGCGGCCUUUGCGCUCCUGGCCGGGCUGGCCCACAGGCACUGCCGGGAUGCCCCGGACGGGGCUGCCUGCCGCUACUUCACCUCGGCUGAGCGGAGUGAGCGGCGCACGGAGGACCACCAGUUCCUGGCUGAGGUGCUCUGCUUCACCCGCCUGGCCUACAUCCUGCCAGCCCACGAGUCGCUGGGCACCCUGCAGAUUUCCGAUGGCAGGAUGCUCGACGACAUGAUCCGGUUCAUGUUCAUCCUCACGAUUAUCCUGACCGCCUUCCUCUGCGGCCUCAACAAUGUCUACGUGCCUUAGCAGGAGACAGAGCGGCUGGGGAAUUUCAACGAGACCUUCCAGUUUCUGUGCUGGACCAUGUUUGGCAUGGAGGAGCACAGUGUGGUUGACAUGCCCCAGUUUCUGUUACCAGAAUUUGUGGGCCGGGCCCUCUAUGGUAUCUUUACCAUCGUCAUAGACGUGCUGCUCAACAUGCUCAUUGCCAUGAUCACCAACUCCUUCCAGAAGAUUGAGAUGCGUGAACUGAGGGACGCUGCUGACAUGGAGUGGAAGUUUGCUUGCUCCAAGCUCUACCUGUUCUACUUCCGAGAGGGCCUGACGCUGCCCCUGCCUUUCAACAUCCUGCCCUCCCCCAAGGCUACCUUCUACCUUCUCAGGAGCAUUUUCCUCUACAUUUGCUGUUGCUGCUCCUGCUGCAAAACCAAGAAGCCAGACUCUCCCCCAGUCCCCACCUUUGCCAAUCCUGGGGCAGGGGCAGGGCCUGGGGAGGAAGAGCGUGGAUCCUACUGGCUUCAUGUCAUCAAGGCUCUGGUACAGCGCUACAUAGAGACUGCGUGGCGGGAGUUUGAGGAGACCCGUCGGAAAGACCUGGGCAACAGACUGACGGAGCUGACCAAGACAGUAUCUCGACUGCAAAGUGAGGUAGCUGGUGUGCAGCGAACUCUGGUGGAGGGAAGGCUGCGCCGGCCACCGGACGGUGCCAGCAUCCUCCAUCGCUCCAUCACCCGAGUGUGCAACAGCUUCCAUAACUUGGGCCCUCCCAUCCCUGAGACCCCAGAGCUGACAGUGCCAGGGAUUGUGGGGACCCAGGUAUCUUCAGAAACUGGGUUUCAGGACACAGGCAGGGCCAGGACUCCAGCAUCUGGAGAGUCUGGCCCCUCCUCCCCAGCUCACGUGCUAGGGCACAGGAAGCCAGAAUCAAAGGGGGCUGGGGACGUGCCCCAGGAGGAAGACCUGGGGACCAAGGAGGGGUCCUGAUGCAGUGGGAAGGUCCCAUCUUCUGUUGCUGAGUAGAACAGCCUAGAUGGGUGAGGGUGGGGCUCAGUAGGAGCCUGUGCUGCUUUCCUUGCUUCAGUAAAGCCUCUGUUCUGGAUGUCAGAUGCCUCCAGAGUGUGUGAGAAUCUCUGUCUCUUGAUGUUUUGAGAUCCCCAAGCCCAAAAUGAACCCUUGUGGGAGCAGGGCAGAGAGAAAUGGCUUGCUCUGGGGUCCCAGAUAUCUGGGGCUUAGGAUCCUACUUUGAGUUCCUUCAGAUGUUUGGUGGAAAGGGUUCUGGACUAGGAGGUAAGAGUCCUGGUUUCAGCACGACCUCACUGACCUUCAGCAAGUUGCUUCCUUCCUUGGCUCUGCAUUCCUCAUCUGACAAAUGGCCUAGGAAGCCAUCUGUCCCCCUUCCUGCUCAGGGCUGUUGUGAGGAACCUCUGUCUAUUAAAGUGUCUGGGUUUGCAGGUUACAGUGUGUGACAAGGGUCUGCACUGAGACCAUGUCUAAAAGUGAUCAAAAAG